Molecule: messenger RNA, 1869 nt
Organism: Syngnathus acus (greater pipefish)
Lineage: Eukaryota; Metazoa; Chordata; Actinopteri; Syngnathiformes; Syngnathidae
Gene: elovl5
Product: ELOVL fatty acid elongase 5
Exons: 8
Coding region: 16-1080 (354 amino acids)
Biological process (GO): fatty acid elongation, polyunsaturated fatty acid; fatty acid elongation, saturated fatty acid; fatty acid elongation, monounsaturated fatty acid
Cellular component (GO): endoplasmic reticulum membrane
Molecular function (GO): fatty acid elongase activity
Source: RefSeq, a predicted model, not a curated record
CGCGCAGUACAUCACAUGUCUUCUUUUAGAGAGACAGAGAGAGAGAGUCAGAGAGAGAGUGAGUCAGAGUCAGACAGAGAGAGUCAGAGAGAGUCAGACAGAGAGAGAAAGAGUCAGACAGAGAGAGUCAGGGAGAGAGAGAGUCAGAGAGGUGAGAGAGUGCACAGUCCGUGUCGCGUCCAUUCUUGUGUCCGUCCGUGGGCUGUGACUUUGAUGGUAACCAUGGAGGCCUUGGAUCAAAGACUCAACAUCCUGUUGGAGUCAUGGUUGGGUCCCCGUGAUCAGCGGGUGCGUGGUUGGCCGCUGCUCGACAACUACUCGCCGACAGUUGCCCUCACCAUUGUGUAUCUUGUGGUGGUGUGGACGGGACCCAAGUACAUGAAGCACAGGCAGGCGUUCUCGUGCAAAGGCCUCCUCGUGGUCUACAACAUGGGCCUUACGCUCCUGUCGCUCGGCAUGUUCUACCAGCUUGUGUCUGCUGUGUGGAACAGCAGCUACAACUUGUACUGCCAGAACACGUACAGCGCACCAGAAGUGGACAAUAAGAUCAUGAAUGUUUUGUGGUGGUAUUACUUCUCCAAGUCCAUUGAGUUUAUGGACACGUUUUUUUUCAUUCUGCGAAAGAACUAUCACCAGAUCACCGUUCUUCACGUCUACCACCACGUCAGCAUGCUCAACAUUUGGUGGUUUGUCAUCAACUGGCUCCCAUGUGGUCAUUCCUACUUCGGGCCUACCUUCAACAGUUUUGUCCACGUGGUCAUGUACUCGUACUACGGCCUGUCAGCCAUCCCCGCCGUGCGCCCGUACCUCUGGUGGAAGAAGUACAUCACGCAGCUCCAGCUGAUCCAGUUCUUCUUAACGAUGUUGCAGACACUGUGUGCCAUCAUAUGGCCAUGUGGUGUGCCCUUUGGAUGGCUCUACUUCCAAAUUGUUUACAUGAUCACCCUCAUUGUCUUCUUUUCCAACUUCUACAUUCAGACGUACAAGAAACACAAGCCCACAGAGCUCCAGAACGGCGCUGCCCUGUCUACCAACGGACACUCUCAAAGGAACACGGUGCUCAAAAUCAAGAAGAACUGAGGCUGGAUUAACAAUGGCAACUCCCAACCUUGCUUAAUGCUGCUAAAAAUCAAAAAGUAAAGUCCAGUAGGUCAUGGUCUACGCCUUCAAUUACAGUAUUUGCGUCUUCAAUUUAAACCGAAUGACUGAAGGUAAAAAGCUCUGGUAAGCGUGCUUUAUAUUUGAAGCACGCAGCAUUUUGGACCGUCCUUGACAUGUAACAAGAGCACGCUUCUUGUGUCCUGCUUGUGCUGUUACGUAAUCUCUAAAUACUAUAUGUCCUUUUGCAGAGGCCGGCCAGGACAGGGCAAGAUGCUUCUGGUCAAAUAGUUGCACAGUAGACACACUGAUAUGAAACAUUAACCAAAUUCCUUGGCACUCAUUUUUAAUGUGUUAUGCAGCAACCCUAUGUAUUUAAUUUAUUAAGAAUUCAAUUUCACUCAACAUUAUAAGCGCCACUUUUUAGAUUAGAAUUUUUUUUGUAGAUGCGGUGCCUUCAUGGACCUGUUUAUUUGGUUGCUAUGCUAAUGUCACCACACUGAUGCUGGUUCACUCUGUGCCUGACUUGACUGUGUUUUAAUAUCAUCAAGAAUGGAAAGUAAUCAUGUUCAUGUUUAUUACACUUAAAGCAGAAGAGGUGUGCUUGAUUAACAUCACACGGGCAGACAACCUCUUGGUUUAUUUCGCACAGGAAGUCUUACCAAGUAUGAUACACGUCAUACUUAUAAUUAUUGUAGAAAAAAACCCCGAUUGAUGCAUUUCCGGUUAUAAAUUGCACAAGUCGACAAAUAAAAGCAUUCAGGUACUUCA